AUGGCUUACUGGAAGUUCGGAGCUUGCGUUCUCUUGAGUGCGGCCCGGGCCGUUCAAGGACUCGGUCCGCUUCACCUUGGGAACACUGAAGGCUGGGCUACGCUGCAGCAAUUGAACUCGGAUCUCCAGUCCGAGUCGGUUUCGGCCUUCGCGGAGUACCCCGAAUACAACUUGUCCGUCCCGAUCGACCACUUCCACAACGACUCACGAUAUGAGCCUCAUUCCGACGAAUACUUCAACCUUCGCUACUGGUUUGACGCGAAGCACUACCGCAAGGGAGGUCCCGUGAUCAUCCUUGCUGCUGGUGAGACGGACGCCGAGGACCGUCUGCCGUUCCUCGACCACGGUAUCUUGUCCAUCCUCGCCAAGGCCACCGGUGGCGUCGGAGUCGUGUUAGAGCAUCGGUACUAUGGCAAAAGCUUCCCUGUUCCCGAUCUCAGCACCGAGAAUCUGCGAUUCCUGAGCACCGACCAGGCUCUUGCCGACACAGCUUACUUCGCGAAGCACAUCAGCUUCCCCGGUCACGAGGACCUCAAUCUGACGGCGCCCGAUACCGCCUACAUCGCCUACGGGGGCUCCUACGCUGGCGCGUUUGCUGCGUUCUUGAGGAAGCUCUAUCCCGAUGUCUUUUGGGGUGGGAUCUCCUCUUCUGGCGUCACCGCCGCUAUCAUCGACUACUGGGAGUACUUCGAGGCAGCUCGCCUUUUCGCGCCGGGUAACUGUGCUGAGACGACCCAAAAGCUCACCCAAGUGGUUGACAACAUUCUGUUUGGCAAGGGGAAUGGUGUCACUACUGCCGAUGUCGACGAACUCAAAGAUCUGUUUGGACUCAAGCCUCUUGAAGACGCCGACUUCGCCAACGUCCUCAGCUGGGGCAUCACUGGACUGCAAUCGACGAACUGGGAUCCUUCCCAGGACAGCGCUUCGUUCGGAAAGUUCUGCGCCACUGUCUCCUCUGACAGCGUUCUCUUCGGAAGCACGCGUCAUCUGAAGGCCUCUGCCGAGAGAGUUCUUGCGGCCAGCGGUUCCGAAAAGAAGUUGACGAAUCAUCUGCUCAACUACAUUGGAUAUGUCAGGGAUGAUGUCAAGCAAGCCUGCCGUGAUGGUGAUCUCUUCCGCUGCUUCUCAAGCAAGAACGAGGCCAACUACAACAACACCUCUAUCCGCCAGAGUGCUGGCCGUAGCUGGACUUACCAGGUUUGCACAGAAUGGGGUUACUUCCAGACGGGAUCGGGCGUACCCAAGGACCAGCUCCCGCUCAUCUCCCGUGCUAUAGAUCUAGAGUACAGCUCGCUUUAUUGCCGCAAGGCGUUCAACAUCAGCAAAGACCCGGACGUCGAGGCCAUCAACAAGCACGGUGGCUUCAACUUCAGCUACCCUCGCGUCGCGAUCGUCGACGGAGAAGCUGACCCAUGGAGGGCUGCCACGCCUCACAAGAUUGGCCUUGACCGCAAGUCGACUACCAGCGAGCCGUUCCUUCUUAUCCCACUCGGCGUUCAUCAUUGGGAUGAGAACGGUGCGAAGGAAAAGGAUGUUACCUCGGAUUUCCCGCCCGAUUCUAUCAAGAAGGUACAGGCUCAAGAGGUCGAGUUUGUCACUGCUUGGAUGAAGGAAUGGGAGGAGACGCAGGGCCUGGGCGAAGAAGAGAGUACGUCGCACCCCGCCACUCAUGUCAAUAGUAUGCUGACUAUGACAGGCAUGAUCUCCGAGGAGCUGUAG
Messenger RNA from Colletotrichum karsti, 1719 nucleotides. RefSeq names its product extracelular serine carboxypeptidase. Gene Ontology annotation, biological process: proteolysis. The transcript has 2 exons. Gene Ontology annotation, molecular function: serine-type exopeptidase activity; dipeptidyl-peptidase activity. Bases 1 to 1719 code for a protein of 572 amino acids. The record is from RefSeq and is a predicted model, not a curated record. Lineage: Eukaryota; Fungi; Ascomycota; Sordariomycetes; Glomerellales; Glomerellaceae.